Molecule: messenger RNA, 2311 nt
Organism: Oldenlandia corymbosa var. corymbosa
Lineage: Eukaryota; Viridiplantae; Streptophyta; Magnoliopsida; Gentianales; Rubiaceae
Source: the annotation of a GenBank genome assembly
GUCCCAUUCCCCUAAGAAUUUACAAGCAAAAAAUGAUUAAUCAAUGUUGCUAAACCAUAAUGCGCAAAAGAAAAAGAGUAACUAGAAAAUUUUUUUUACACUGGUUAAUUACAAAAGGAAAAAAAAUAAAAAUGAAUGAUGAAAGCCUUCUUCUUCUUCCAAUUCCCUUCACUCACACCGGAGGCGACGCCACGUGUCCACACUGUCUCACACACACACACACACUGCAACUCGGGCCAAAACAACUGCCAUGCUCGCACCUUGUUGUUGUUAACCAGCCAUGGUGUGUUUUCUUCACUACUUUUCCCAAUGUUUUUCUUCCUUUUCUUUUUUUUAUUACUAUUAAACGAGAUUGACUUCUGGAAGCAGAGACUUGUUGCUUCAGUCCACGAAAAAUCUGAUUUACUGAUGAGGGAAGGUGGUUAUACUAAUGCUGCAUGUUCUUCUCCUUGCAUUGAUGAAGGGGUUUUGGAUUCUCCUCCAAAGUGUGAGACUUUCAGUAAGGUAUCAAUCAUUCCUCUUGUUUUCCUGAUUUUUUAUGAGGUUUCAGGGGGUCCUUUUGGUGUUGAAGAUAGUGUUAAGGCAGCAGGCCCUUUAUUAGCCCUUGUUGGAUUUUUAGUUUUUCCUCUAAUAUGGAGUGUCCCCGAAGCCUUAAUAACAGCAGAACUGGGAACGAUGUUCCCCGAAAACGGGGGCUAUGUGGUUUGGGUUGCUUCAGCCUUGGGUCCAUUUUGGGGUUUUCAACAAGGAUGGGUGAAGUGGUUGAGUGGUGUUAUUGACAAUGCACUUUAUCCAGUUCUGUUUCUGGAUUAUGUGAAAUCUGCUAUCCCCAGUUUAGCUGAUGGUUUCCCUAGAAUGGCUGCUGUUUUGGCUUUGACUGUAGGACUAACUUUUAUGAAUUAUAGAGGAUUGACAAUUGUUGGGUGGGCUGCUAUCCUAUUGGGGGUUUUUUCACUUCUUCCUUUUUUGUUUAUGGGGCUUGUAGCGAUCCCCAACUUGGAGGCGUCAAGAUGGUUUGUGGUAGAUGUUAAUCAUGUGGAUUGGGGUCUGUAUCUAAACACUCUUUUCUGGAAUUUGAAUUACUGGGAUUCAAUAAGCACGUUGGCUGGGGAGGUGGAAAACCCUUCUAGAACGCUCCCCAAGGCGCUAUUUUACGCGCUUAUCUUAGUGGUUUUAGGUUACUUUUUCCCUCUUCUGAUUGGCACUGGAGCUGUUCAGCUGGACCGCGAGUUGUGGACUGACGGUUAUUUCUCAGAUAUAGCCGAAAUUCUUGGGGGAGUAUGGUUGAGAUUUUGGAUUCAAGGGGCUUCGGCUGUGUCAAAUAUGGGGAUGUUUUUGGCGGAGAUGAGCAGCGACUCAUUUCAACUUUUGGGUAUGGCUGAUCGAGGGAUGCUUCCUGAGAUAUUUGGGAAACGGUCUCGCUAUGGGACUCCACUCCUUGGGAUCUUGUUUUCUUCAAUGGGCGUGAUUUUGCUCUCUUGCCUAAGCUUUCAAGAGAUCGUGGCCGCAGAGAAUUUCUUGUACUGUUUUGGAAUGCUUGUUGAGUUCAUAGCUUUUUUGAAGCUAAGGAUUGAUCAUCCUUCUGUGUCUCGCCCUUAUAAGAUACCCCUUGGCACAACCGGAGCUGUCUUGAUGUGCAUCCCUCCAACCCUAUUAAUUUUUGUUGUUUUAGCCUUGGCUUCUUAUAAAGUCAUGUUACUUAGCAUCAUUGCUCUUUUGUUUGGGUUUAUGUUACAGCCUUGUCUAUUGUAUUGUGAGAAAAAGAAUUGGUUCAGGUUUUCUGUUAGUUCCAACCUUCCAGAUGGUUCUGGUUACCGCAGCAUCAAUGAGGUUUGAAAGUGAAGAAUCAUUUGCUUCUUGCUUGGUCAUUAUGAUGUACCGAUGAUGUAGUAACAGUGUUACCUUGAAAAAUUUGACUUAUAUAUUGAAAUACAACAUAGUUUGGGUCUUUUAACAUUCGUCAGUAUUUUUGGGUUUAGAUGUUUUCCAAUGCAUAAUAGGGUGUUUUUCUUAGGCCAUGCACACUGUAGAUUUAUUAUGCAAAUAUUUAAUCCUUGAUGUCACAUUGUCAGAGGCUGAAACAAAUGGAUCAAAAUUUGGGUUAUGUCUAUUAUGUGUGUCUUAGUGAUGUUCCAGGAACAAUGAGAAAUAGAGCAUGGUGUGCUAAAAUGAAUAUUUCGCCAUUGUAUACUUGAAGAGUUAACUGGAUUUUUGUAGUCCAUUUUUUAUGUGAAGUUCCUAGUUUGAGUUCUUGUUUGUGUUUAUGUAAUGAUGAUUCAACUGUACUAAAUUUCACCCGCUUGGAAUGAAA